GAAGGCAGCAGUCCCCAACCCCCACCCUGAACACAUGUUCAACAUCCUCUGGGCAAAGGCUGAGCGAGCACUGAGACACAGCUGAGAAUUAGAGAGAGAGAGAGAGUGGAAGAGGGAGAGAGAGCAGUGAAGUGGAAAUAUGGGUGAGCAUCAGAGGAAGACAGAAAUAGAGCGAUAAAGCAGUGAAGUAGGAAGAGGCAGUGAGCGGAGGAGGAGAGUCUUUCUCUGUGGCGCUGAUGCUUCAUGCAGACCAGCUUAUUUCUGCUAGCAGGAGGCUCUGGUGUGUGGAUGUGAGAACCUUGUGGAUUUGCUCCAGUCUCAGUAGAAUUCAUUGCACCAGGAUCCAAAACAACAGACAGAGGAUGCGACCGUGGCUGGAUGCUAUCAUCCAUGUGGGCCUGUGACGACUGCACCUCUGUGGCUACCUUCUUCAUCAUAAGGAUGCUUCCAGCAGCACUGACCCAGAUUGUGGAGCUCUCCACUGUGCUCUGCUCCUCCGGUGGUCUCUGAAUGUGAUGUGCGAGAGGAAUGAUCUGCACCUCCUCUGCUGACAUCUGUCUCUGUGGAUACUCACAGCCUCCGACAGGCGACGCCACCAACUGAUCCAUCACAGUAACCCUCAGCUGGAGAACACACAGCACCUGGCCGUGGGGAGAGGGGGGUCUCAGCAGGGGGGCCGGCAGAUGGUGACACUGCAGCAGCACUUCUCCAGCAUGGAGGAGACGGUGCGGACGCUCCUACAGAACCAGGACUCACUGGAGGGGCCCAAAGUGGACCCGCUGGACCUGAUGAAAGCCUACAAGGACAAACUCCUGGAGGAGAUGUGGAAGCAGCAGGACAGCCUGGAGGGUCCCUCCGCCCCCCCCGCAGAAAGGCCUGCUGAGUCGGAGGCCGGCGGAGGGUCGGAGGACAACAACCCCCUGCUGCAGCGCCUCAGAGCCCUGGAGGCUGAAAACUCUGCUCUGUCCAUGGAGAACGACACUCAGAGGAAGCAGUAUGAACGCUGUCUUGAUGAGGUGGCCAACCAGGUGGUCCAGGCACUGCUCACACAGAAGGACUUGAAAGAGGAGUGUGUGAAGCUGCGGACCCGUGUGUUUGACUUGGAGCAGCAAAACCGCAUACUGAGUGUUCUGUUUCAACAACGUGUCAAGAUGUCCACGGCUCCUGUCUCCCAGGAGGUCCAAAGGAAUGGAAAAGCGGGUGUUCCUGCAGGGCGGUGGCCCAGCCUGCUGAGUCUCACCUGCCCGCGCAGCAGCGGCAGCAGUGGCAGUGAGCUGUCUCUGUCCAGUGCUUGUAGUGAAUACUCCAGUGGCUCCCACACCUGGGCGGAGGGGCGGGGAUUCUCCAAACAGUGUGCCACAAGCCGGGACAAAAGGAUGAGCACGGGUUCAGUCUCAAGUAAUCACUCUGCACCCAUCGAGCAGACAGACCUGGGAUGGAAGGAAGGCCACAUUCUGAAAGGCCUAAAGCGUCUCCAGAUGUGCAGCUCCAAAGAGGCAUCCUCAGCUGCAGCUGUGCAGCACUGCAAAGACUGCAUGACCUCCAACGAGGGCAUAUACUCAUUCGGUUUCAAGUGUGGCCAACAAGGGAGUACUGCCAAGCAGGUAGCCCCUACAAAUCAACCUUUGAAGGCUGGAGCAGGGACUGCUGCCCUCGACUCUGAUGAUGCAGAUGAUGACUCAACUAAAUUACAAAGUAGUGAAUCCCAUGACCAACCAACAAGAGAGCUUGUUUUCUUGGAUAAACUGGAUGUAGCAAGAGAUAAUGACAACAAUUUCCAAGAAGAACCUGUAAAACUUGCAGGGGAUUCUGGUCAUUUUCCUUCCCCUGUCACAGACAACUUCUUAUUUUUGGACGACCCCACAGUAAAACCUGGCAUAAGCCCAACCACUAUCCUCACGCAUUUGGAAGAAAAAAACAAAGACUCAAUAGAAAAACAAAAACCUUCAGGCAUGAAGUUAAGUGACAAAAACAAUAACCAGGAAAGAUCUACUGACCGUAAAUCCAGACUUGAUCAUGUCAAAAAACAACAGGGUAGACUUGCACUUACACAAGUUGAAGCUGGGAACAAUGAAGUGAGCUCUUCUAUUCAGCAUUCUGCAACUAAAGCUCUGAGCUGUGUGAACGUAGCCAGACAGCGUAGCUCCUCUAUGGAGGUUCCUCACUGCAGAGACAAGGCAAGUCAAGCUGGCUGUGAAAACCAGAACCACACAAUCUCAGAAUCUUCACAGAGGAAACCCAAACCUCAGCUUUGUGACUCCGCAAGAAAGGCUUUUAUUCUGCGGAGCAAGAGUGCGGAUGGAGGGAAAGAACAAACUAAGCAAACACAUUCACCUCUCCACCAGAAGCUUAUUAAGGGCCACAGGUCCAAAGGACAAUCAAACCCUCCUGGACACAGUGUUCCUAGCAAAAGGACAGAUCUCAGCAAUACAAAUUCUUCGAGCAAGGGAUCCCUAUGUCAAGAUGAGAAAGAGGAGGAAGUUGCGGUAUCAGCAAAUUCCAAGUCUAUAAAGAGUGUGCGCUCUCCGCUUGCUUCCCCUGUGAAACAUUCAAAGGCAUUUAAGCCACCAGGGAACAGUGAAUGUUCAAAGAGCCCAAAUAAAUCACCUUUGCAAAUCAAUAGACUUCAAUCAAACAAUGAGCCUGUGGAAGAGAGCAUUUAUGACAACUUACCUUGCUCUCCACGAAAACAGCGACGCAAAGACCAGCACUGUGAUAGUACCCGUUCAGAAAUUAGGUCCCCAUCCCCACCGCCACCCCCAGGUCGAACAACUUCUCUAGUCCUUAGGCCAAGUAGUGACAGCUUACUUAAAGCAACAUCUGCAGGUCAGCCUCAAAGCUCUACAACUGGAAAGACAACAUCCAACGUCACGAAGCAACAAUCAAAUAUUUCUUCAAUUUCACAGCUGCAACUAUCCAACACUACAAAGGACAAUCAACAUGCAGCCCCACUAUUGGGCACUGACGGUAAGUCAACGAAGGAUAUUCCUGCCAAAGUUUACCCUACCAACUCAUCCAAGAUGCCCCCUGUCCCAGCUCGAGAGUCUUCAGAGUUAGUCCAGCUCUCUAUGGACAGAACUGCCAUAUGCCAUAUUGAACAUGGUGCUCCCAAUAUAUUUCCAACUCAAAGCAUCUUACAGAGAUCCCAACAGAGCAUUAGUGAGCCAAAACUUUCAGAAUUCCUGCCUCAGGCAUAUUCUAAUGUUUACUACCAUGGGGUUGCCAAUAAUCAUCAAGGUUCCAACUCCAAUGCUGUCAAAAUGGCUCUUCCUGCUAAUGCUAGAUCUCAUGAGACUAUUGCUGGACAGGAAACUGGUACCUUCCUAGCUUUUGGAAGACAUAACAAAGAUGACAUUAACUCUACUGCAAAAAGUAUCCAUACCUUUCAGACUUUUACAUGUGAUCCCCAGAUGAAACAUGAAUGUGGAGCUCAUGAUAAAGUCCGGCGGAAGAUUGAGACCCGCUGUAACUCGCUGGAUUCUGAACCCCCAGUUCAACCUGUUGCCUCAGACAGCGGUGUGAUGUUAGAUUGGGGAUUUGAUGAGGAAGGUUGGCUGUUUAAACGGUCUGUGUCUGUGUCAACCAGACCUCCCCUUAAGCCAGUAAUGGGCAUGAAUGGGGCUAAGGCUCGUAGCCAGAGCUUUGGUGCACGCUACAUGGACAGGCCAAGUUUCAACAGAUCUGGAAAGGUCCGUACCCAGAUCAAAACACACUCAGGGAGCUCCUUGAACUCUCUAAGUGAUGUCCUUCCAGGAAGUAUGAGCUGCUCCAGCAGCUACCAUUGUCCAAUGAACAGAUCUCUUUUAAACAAUUUCUUGAUUGAAGAGGGACUGACAGCCCCUUCACAUUUGGGCUCCUCUACUGAAAGACUUCAGAGUCUUAAACACCAACGAGAGCAAGCUAGACGCCUUCAGAUUGAGCAACAGUUUUCGAGCGCCUUUGGCGAGCCAGUUUCUGAAGAACCAGAGGGGCAGAGUACUAUAACCACAAUCGAAGAAAAAGUGAUGCUGGGCAUAGAAGAGAACUUGCACAAGACUCAUGAGCAGGAGAGAACCACUGAAGUGAAGCAAAAAUCUGGCUCAACCUUGGCAAAUUGGUUUGGUUUUCGUAAGAGUAAGCUUCCUGCUCCAAGCUGUAAAAAGACUGAUCCACCAAAAGUAAAAGAGGAAAAGAGGGAGCAAAAGAUUACAUCACUUCUGGGAGGAAAGCAGUCAAAGUCUGACAAAAAGAAAGACAGAAGAAAAAGUGAUGGAAAAGAGUGCUCUGUGGGGAUAAGAGAGUCUCAUGAUGCAGUUCGGGCAUGCAUCUCAAUGCCCUGCCCAGGAAUGUCCCUGAGUGAGAUACAAGGACACACUGACUUCAUUGGGGACCCGAAGAUGCAGGUGAUGAACAUCAGAGCGGAUAAUGAAAAUGGAUCCACAGUGAAGAGCUCCAACCAGGAUGCUGUAAUAGGCUCAGGCUGCAAGAUGCGGACGUUGGACAGUGGGAUCGGGACCAUCCCCCUUCCUGAAUCCUGCUCCUUCUUCUCCUCCAUCCUGCAACUCCUCCCUAAGUCCGCCUCAAACCCUGGCCAGUCCCUCAGUCCUCCCAGUGUCCCCGGCUCCUCCAGCAAGGAUGUGUCUCCUUCCCCUUUACCCCGCUGGAGAAUACCCUCCGGUUUUAAGGACAGCAGCCAUGCAGGGGGGCCAAACUCCUUCUCCAGCUCCUCCAUGACCCAUAUCCACUCAGUGCCUUUCCCCACUGUGGCCUUCCUCCAGCCCAUCCAACCCCAGUCUCAACCCAUUGUGACGUGUUCCAGUGUGUGUGAUACCCAGAGCAGGCUGCUCAGACCCCCCCCAGGUGGGAUGGAACCAAAGAAGUUGACCUAUAUCAAAUCCAAAACCCGAGCCACUUCGAGCCAACAGAAAGAGCAGACAAGACUUCAGCUCGCCAACUAGUUCACAAAGCUGACUGAGUCUACCUGAAGCAACAAAUCAAUCGGAUUUCUCACUAACACAUGGAGGAUCCCUGAAUCCCAAAGUGUGGACACUGUGUCUCUGUAUCAGGAUGAAACACUCAGAGCUGCAUAACCAGUGAGCUUGGCAUCAUGGGCUUCCACCUGUGCUCAUUGUGGGGCUGAGAUACUGAGUAGCAUUUCAGGUGUAGUAAUGAACCUUCUGGCAGCCAUUUUGGAGGUUUGCAGUUCAUUGACAUCAGCUGUGAGCUGCUGAUAGAGUUUCAUAAUGUACAGCUCUGCUGUGUCACAGGACUGGAGUUAAACAGUCGUGGUUAUUUUACCUGACAUUUUAUUCUCUAUUUUUAACUCUAAGAAGUAACAUUUUGCAAAAACAUCAAAAUGCCAGGCUUCUUUUUUUUUGUUAAUAUGAGUUUAGCUAUUGUAGCCUUUUCAUAGCUCAUCAUCAUGUAGACCCAGUUUAAGCUAAUGUUACCAUUAGUAUGUUUACAAUGCAAACAACAUAAGUUGUUAGCUAGCAUAGCUUCCUCUGCUAACUGUUCAACCCAGUCUCACGGCAUUUCGUGAUAUAGUCACGACAUUUAAUCUAUUGAUUCGUGUUCACCAACCCGGUCGGGCCUUGGAAGACCGGAAGCUGUGGGGUUCAUAAAAACAUGUUCUUACUCAAUAUCAAGCCACGAUUAUUGUUUUUAUUUUUAAAUCGUAUAAUGUCGGAUUUUGUUUGCUGUCCGUGAAGAAAAUAAAUGGGGCUCAGAGCCUCAGAAUACUGAAAUCUGUAUGUUGUUGGUGAACACGAAUCAAUAGAUUAAAUGUCGUGACUAUAUCACGAAAUGCCGUCAGACUGGGUUGAACUGUUGGUGGUUUCUGCCACAAUGCUGAAGGACCGGACAAACUUAACCACUAAACUUAGACAACACACACAUUACUGCAAACUGUUAUAUCUGCUUCUCUAGUGUGGUGGUGAAAACUGUACCUAUAAUAACAAUUGUACAAUAGUUACCAUAUGUGUACAAUCAUUUGACCGACUUACAUGCUUUCAAUACAGCACACACUUAAAGGGGACCUAUCAUGCAAAAUGCAUUUUGUACGUCUUUUAUACAUGAAUAUGUGUCCCCGGUGUGCCAGGGUACUCACCAAGUGUCA
Trematomus bernacchii (emerald rockcod) is the source of this 6097-nucleotide messenger RNA. RefSeq names its product nck-associated protein 5-like. The record is from RefSeq and is a predicted model, not a curated record. Bases 684 to 4937 code for a protein of 1417 amino acids. The transcript is spliced from 14 exons. NCBI's taxonomy places the organism in Eukaryota, Metazoa, Chordata, Actinopteri, Perciformes, Nototheniidae. Gene Ontology annotation, cellular component: microtubule plus-end. Gene Ontology annotation, biological process: microtubule bundle formation; microtubule depolymerization.